CUAAUGUAAGGGGGGUUUAUUCAAAGGUGGCUGGAGGCUGGCCCACCCGGAAACACCAACUCCAGAGGAAUGGAGUCCGCCCUCGGAAGCAGGGAGGGGAAGGGUGCCCUCAAGCAGGUAGAGGCCGAGGGGCUUUUAGCAGGAUCGCGGCGUCCUUCCUACGAGGUGGGCGCAGUCACAGCGUUUGACGGGUGACGGGCAGUGCCUGUUUCGGGGAAGGGUACAUUUAACCCGUCAGAGGGUGCGGCAGUCAUGGUUUCCCGUCUUCUGGUCUAAGCAGUGCAGAAAACAGCGGAAGUUCAUCUACAAGGGUCAUGAACCAAGAAGGCAGGAGGUUUCCGUCCCCCGCACCGGAGAAUCCCGGACCCGAGAAAGGAGCUGCGGGCGCACGGGACCGGGCGGCCCCGGCUCUCGUGGGGCUUAAAGCGCGCAGACUGUGUUCAGGUUCACGCCUCUAAAUGUAUUUUUGCCAUUUCUUAAGUAGCCUUAAAAAUGUCAGUCACUAUUUAAUCCUUUCAUCAACCGAGCAGCGAGGGCGUCGGCGAGAAGCCAGGGAGGAGAAACGGCGCUUCUCUCGGGAAUUUAGGUGGCAGCUUCAGCACCACACGUUUCAGCCUAUUUUGGGGCUGCUUCCAGUGCGGUUAACGUACAAAAAUAAAUAAAUCCCCGAAACACCCCACGCGGACAUCGGCGGGACCCCAGCGCCGGAAGCCGCGGUGUGGAGCGCGGGCACCGGCGCGGACUACGAGGGCCCACCCGCGCCUCGUCUAGGUCUCGCUUGAGAGCAGCGUGAGAAGGGCCUGGGGCCGCAGUCCGGGACGCUCGCAGCCCUUUAGGAUGGAGGAUGCCGUGACCUCCGCCACCGAAGCACCGCGCUCCGCCAGUCCACUCAGCUGGCCACCCGUCCCCGCCGCGCAGGCGCACUGAGCCUCCGCCGCUCCCUCACUACCGGGCGCCUUUCCUCCAUCGCGCAGGCGCACCGAACCUCAGCCGCGCCGGGAGGCGGGCGGGACGGCGAGGGGACGGAGCUAGCUGCUUUUUGAGGCUGCGCACUCGCGUGGCCCCGCCCCGCAGGUCCACUUCCGGCGCCGCGGCUCUUCCGGGCGGAGACAGCUUGUGCUGCAGUCGGAGUUAUAACGAGCCCUUGACUGACCGAGCGACGGCUGACCAUGGCUCCCGGAGUGGCCCGCGGGCCGAUGCCGUACUGGAGGUUGCCCCUCGGUGGCGCCGCGCUACUCCUGCUGCUCAUCCCGGUGGCCGCCGCGCAGGAGCCUCCCGGAGCGACUUGUUCUCAGAACACAAACAAAACCUGUGAAGAGUGCCUGAAGAACGUCUCCUGUCUUUGGUGCAACACUAACAAGGCUUGUCUGGACUACCCAGUUACAAACAUCUUGCCACCUGCUUCCCUUUGUAAAUUGAGCUCUGCACGCUGGGGAGUUUGUUGGGUGAACUUUGAGGCGUUGAUCAUCACCAUGUCGGUGGUCGGAGGAGCCCUCCUCCUGGGCAUUGCCAUCUGCUGCUGCUGCUGCUGCAGGAGGAAGAGGAGCCGGCAGCCAGACAGGAGCGAGGAGAAGGCCAUGCGCGAGCGGGAGGAGAGGCGGAUACGGCAGGAGGAACGGAGAGCAGAGAUGAAGACAAGACAUGAUGAAAUCAGAAAAAAAUACGGCCUGUUUAAAGAAGAAAACCCAUAUGCUAGAUUUGAAAACAACUAAAGCGCUCCAGCCGUCAGGCAGUCCCCACGCUUCCUGUGAGGUGCACACUCCGCAGCACAGCCCAGCCGGGAGACCACGUGGCCCUCGCGGUCUCCUGACCUUGACCAGUGAACCUGCCAGCCUUCUAGGACAGGUGGCCGGAGAGCUGCCCCUGAAGGACAGUCUUCCUCUCGUCCUGCAAACUGGUGACCUUCUAUUCCCUGUUCAUCUCUGUUUCUAGAUUUAGUCACUUGAAAUAAGAAAUCUUUGGGGUUUGGGGUUUUUUAUACUCUUCUCAGUUUGUAAGAAGCUAACUGCACGCAAAGCCGCCUGACGGCACCUAGCACUGUGGCUGUCAUUCUCCCGGCGCAGCACCAGAACCCUGCCUUCCUCUCUGUCUGCUGACUAGCUUCACACGCAACAGACGGAAGACGGUUUGACUUUUGUCGUGAGGAGAACUGACCAGCCCUCAUCAGUCCCCAUGAAACCACGGACAGCAUCGAGUCUUCACACCUGUUGACUCACAUGGCUUUUGCUGAUGACACGGGGCUCCCGUACACAGUCUGAUAAGGACUUACUUCCUAACCUCAAUUGUAUUAAAUAGCAUUGGGGAAUAGCUAAACCUUUAAAAAAAGAAAAAAACAUUAUUGGAUUUUCCUCCCUACUUAAAAGAUUUUACCAGAAGACUUUCAUGUAAAAAUUCAGGCUCUUUUUGGCCAGUUUUUAAAAUUUGUAUCUUUACUAGAACGUGAGAAUCUUUUUCCCUUGGAAGCUUGAAUUAUAAAUGUGGUGUUUGGCCUGCCUCUGCAGCACCAGUUGCCUGCUCGUGUGCCAGCACUGUUGGGAGGACGGGGCAGGACGCUGCAGCUUUCUCCAGCCCUGUUGGCAUCCUCAGUGCCUGCAAGCCUCUCCCUGCCUGUUGGGCUGUCUGGGGGGUGGCCAUUUAGGGAUCGUGGGGACGGGGUCCCCACGAAGAAAGAAAGGCCCAUCCACAGGCCUGGCUCUGGGCCCUGUGCCCCAGAAGCAGGUGUGUCCAGAGUCAGCUGAGGGCUCUCUCCUCACGCCAUCCAGCAGGCGCCCGUGCUCCUUCUGCCUCACGGGACCAGUCCAGCUUCCAGCCACUCUGGCUCGAGGGUGUUCUGAGCCCUGCCUUCAGAGUGGGCCUCCCCAGGAGCUCUCCAGUGGCACUGCUGGACCUGCCCCACGUUUCUAUAAAAUCAGGAUACGUGGCUUUAGUAAGGAGACCAAGCGCUUCAUGGCAGGGAGAGCAGCGUGCGGGGAAGUCACUGAAAAGUGCUGCCUAAGGAAGUUUGAAAAUAGUCCCCGUUCCAGAUUGCCUUGAAUUUUAAAACGUUUUGCUUUGGGAAAGUAGGUCGACAGCACCUAAGAUAAAUGAUGCAUUCCAUGUUCACACCUCACAGUCAGGAAAACUGAGAAAACUGUCUUCAGCAUGAACUAAAGUUCACAGGCAGAUCACUGUGAUCCACAACACUAAGAACUCAUCAAACAGCUUGAUAAGCCUUUUUGGCUGUGUACAUCUGUACCGGGAAUAACAUUCCUAUGCUGAAAUUUUCACAAAGAAUAGAACCUGCACCCAGUUCUUCAGGCUGAUUUCUCUGACCUCUUGGGCAUUUGUAUUUGUAGUAAAGUAUUGCAGAGUUUCCUAAGUAUUUUAUAGCAGCCAUCAAAAUUGGACUUUGUAUUGUUUAUUCAUAAAAGAAACUUAGUAACAGACUUGAACGAACUUUGUAUGAAUAGAGUAGUGUGUACGCAAAAUCAGUGUCCUGAAUGUAGGCUGCUGAGCUGAAGGUAGAGCUUGGUUGUUAAAUACAGUGGGUGAAUCCUUGCGUUCAGUGUAGAAACUACAUCUAUAAGGUUGGUCUUAGUCCAUCUGAUUUUUUCUGAAAUACGCUAAGAGCAGCCACAAAACUGUAACCUCAAGGAAACCAUAAAGCUUGGAGUGCCUUAAUUUUUAACCAGUUUCCAAUAAAAGUUUAAUAUCUGCAUUUGUCUA
Molecule: messenger RNA, 3705 nt
Organism: Rhinopithecus roxellana (golden snub-nosed monkey)
Lineage: Eukaryota; Metazoa; Chordata; Mammalia; Primates; Cercopithecidae
Gene: PTTG1IP
Product: PTTG1 interacting protein
Exons: 6
Coding region: 1170-1712 (180 amino acids)
Biological process (GO): protein import into nucleus
Cellular component (GO): cytoplasm; nucleus
Source: RefSeq, a predicted model, not a curated record